Messenger RNA from Prorocentrum cordatum, 1135 nucleotides. The record is from the annotation of a GenBank genome assembly. Lineage: Eukaryota; Dinophyceae; Prorocentrales; Prorocentraceae.
CGAGCCCUCCGCCAGCUCGCGCGCGGGAGCGCGCGCGCGGGGGUGCUCGGUACUGCGCGGGCCCGGCGCGCCUGGCGGCCCCGUGGGGCCCAUGGCGGAGGGCAAGAAGAGCUCGAAGCGGAAGCGGGAGGAGAUGUGCACCGUCUCGGGCAAGGAGAUCGUGGACAGCAUCCAGAAGAAGAUGAGGAUGGUAGACGCCGCGGGCAAGGGCGAGAGCGGGACAAGGAAGGUCGAGCUGAGACUCUGCAAGGUGAAGGCGCCAGGCGCUACACUUGCAACGAGGUCUGGCACCGUGCAGGACUUGCAGGAGUACCUGAUCAAGUACCACCACUUCGAGAACAAAAGGAAGUUGCCCGUCAAGAAGCGCUUCUGCACCUCCACGGGGUUGCACGAACCCAAGAAGUGGGGCCACCUUAUCCGCGUCAAGGGGCACCUCCUGGGGUACGUUGUGGGCUACGAGCCUGCGGUUUCGAAGACGCACGGCUUCGUGAGCGUAUUUUGUUUUGACAGGGACGCCGUCGCGGAGAUAGGCGCGAUCGGCGUGAGAGUUAGCCCUGUAGACGGCAAGGAGUGCCACAUGAGAACUGCAAGAUUCUCGUGGUCAGAGAUUCCACAUGCCGGCAUGGACCUGGAGCAGGUGUGCGGACUGUUCCCGAUGAAAUUGCUGACCCCGAGGCUCGCAGAGGGCAGGCCGCACGAGAGGGCGGUCGAGGCGCCGAAGCCCCCGACCUGACGUGCACCUGCGCCGAUGCAGGCUUCACUCGGCCACUCGACGGGCAUCCUUCACUGUCACGCGUGUCAGCGGGGGGCCGGUGUCGGACCCGGCUGACGCCAGACCCCCGACCAUGUUGUCCCACCCGGGCAGCUUCCAAUGGAGUCGGUCAUCCUGUGGGCCCUCGCCUUCUGAUUCUCCACCCACGUGUACGGAUGUGCGGCCGUGCUGCCAGGUGACCAUCCAGCUUGAGGCGGCGGCGUGAGAAGGGCCAGGCUUGCGCGGAGGAGUUCGACCGAGAUGUCCUCCCCCCUUCCCUCGGCCAUGGAUUGGCCUGACUGGAGCUGGAAUGCUUACACUGCCCUCUGCUGGAGGAGACAUCCUUCCUCCUCCCUCCUCCUCCCCCUGCCUCCUCCUCCUCCU